This is a messenger RNA of Trichomycterus rosablanca, 3160 nucleotides long. RefSeq names its product rhomboid 5 homolog 1b (Drosophila) (gene rhbdf1b). Gene Ontology annotation, biological process: regulation of protein secretion; regulation of epidermal growth factor receptor signaling pathway. The coding region runs from base 238 to 2817 and encodes 859 amino acids. The transcript is spliced from 18 exons. Gene Ontology annotation, cellular component: endoplasmic reticulum membrane. Lineage: Eukaryota; Metazoa; Chordata; Actinopteri; Siluriformes; Trichomycteridae. Gene Ontology annotation, molecular function: serine-type endopeptidase activity. The record is from RefSeq and is a predicted model, not a curated record.
CACAGCUCUGUGGAAAUGUGGACAAGCGGCUUUUACACGACAAAUUGUGAUUGUUUUAACACUUUUAUUUCGUGUACAAAUUUAUAGUCAUGUCUCAUUAGCUUUUAAUCCAUAUUAGUGUUUAUUUGGGAGUCACAUUCGCGCGUAAACAACCGUGUCUUUCCACACAGAGCUGCGCGAGCGGACGUGAGAGCUGAGAAGAAGUUGAGCUGGCAGAUCCGGGUAGAGGGGCUGAGCAUGGCUGAAUCUGACGAGGAGUGCAGCAGCAAUGACAGCCAGCAGAGAAAGAAGCCGCCUUGGCUUCAUUUGGAUAUUCCCACCACACAAGGCCCGAUUGAGGAUCACAACAUCUUUCUACAGCCAUGGGCACAGAACAGUCUUUUCCUGCGCAGUGCCAGUGUGCCCACAGAGAACUUUCAGCUCAGAUUUCUGCCGGUGGACCCCUAUGCCUCACGCAGACCAUCAGUACUGUGUAAACCUUCCCUCACACAGACCAUCAAGAGGGGAACAGCAGACUGGUUUGGGGUAAGCAGGGAUGCAGACGCCAGUCUGAAAUGGCAGAGGAAGUAUCUACGCCAUUGCAAUCAGCGCUAUGGCAAGCUGAAACCUCAGGUGAUCCGAGAGAUGGACCUGCCCAGCCAGGACAACAUCUCCAUAACCAGCACAGAGACUCCACCGCCACUAUACGUUCCUCCAGCAAAGCAUGGCAUGCAGAAGAUAGUGGAUCCAUUGGCUCGAGGUCGAGCCUUUCGUAACCUAGACGAGGUGGAAGCUUUCAGUCAACCUUCCAUCACCCCGGGCGCCAUCUCUCUAUGCUCGCUUACCAGCUCUCGCUCUGGCUUAAACCGGCCACCACACAGGCGCAGGAGAGAGUCAGUCGCCAAGAUGGGCUUCAGAGCAGCUGCAGCUUUGGUGAAGGGACGCUCCUUAAAAGAGGGCACAAUUAAUCGCAUACACAAACGCAGCUUUGCUUUGAACAGCUACAUUGAAGAUGACACCGUGGACUUCCUUGAUGAGCUGGACACCUCCUUCUUUACAAGGGAUGGACUGAUACAAGAGGAACUAUCCACAUAUGUAGAUGACGUGUUCGAGUCGCCAUCUGAGGCUGCCUUUCAUGAAAAUGAUGCCAGCAAACUGCCCGAUGAGAUGGGUCUGACUGGCAGUGCCUUGGGAAAGCCUGAGUUAGAGAGGAGUCACUUUAUGCUACCAUUAGACCGGGGGUGGAGGAAAGGAAAGGAGGGCACUUCAGUCCAGCCUAAAGUACGCUUACGACAGGAGGUGGUGAGUGUGAGUGGCCAGAGACGAGGUCAGCGAAUCGCAGUGCCAGUGAAGAAGCUCUUCUCUCGUGAGAAACGCCCGUAUGGCUUGGGCAUUGUGGGCAGGCUGACCAACCGCACAUACCGCAAACGCAUUGACAGCUAUGUGAAGAGACAGAUAGAAGACAUGAACGACAACAGGCCUUUCUUUACAUACUGGAUAACAUUCGUCCACUUGCUCAUUACUAUUCUAUCAGUUUCUAUCUAUGGCAUUGCACCCAUUGGCUUCUCCCAGCAUGAGACUGUAGAUUCUGUUUUAAGAACUAAAGGCGUUUAUGAGAAUGCCAAGUUUGUGCAGCAAGAGAACUUUUGGGUUGGACCAAACUCAGUGGCGCUGAUUCACUUGGGAGCCAAGUUCUCUCCCUGUAUGCGCCAGGACCAGCAGGUGCAUGAUCUAAUCCAGGAGAAGAGGGAGAAGGAGCGGCACACAGCCUGCUGUGUCCGCAAUGACCAAUCUGGCUGUGUGCAGACCACUCAGGAGGAGUGUUCAAGUACAUUGGCCCUAUGGGUUAAGUGGCCUCAGCACUCAAGUGUUCUAUAUGUAGAUGGAAAAUUACGCACCUACGGUUCAGUUUGCCACCAGGACCCCAGGACUUGUCUGGAGCCAGCCUCUGUCCCACCUCAUGAGUGGCCUGAUGACAUCACUAAGUGGCCAAUUUGCACCAAGUACAGCAGCAGAAACCACACAAACCUGCCACACAUUGACUGUGUGAUUACAGGCAGGCCGUGUUGCAUUGGAACUAAAGGAAGGUGUGAAAUCACAUCCAGAGAAUACUGUGACUUUAUGAUGGGUUAUUUCCAUGAAGAGGCGACACUUUGCUCUCAGGUGCACUGCAUGGAUGACGUGUGUGGCCUGCUGCCUUUUCUCAACCCAGAGGUCCCAGACCAGUUCUAUCGCCUGUGGCUAUCCCUCUUUCUACAUGCUGGGAUUCUGCACUGCCUGGUGUCUGUGUGCUUCCAGAUGACCAUCCUGAGGGAUUUGGAGAAGCUAGCAGGCUGGCUGCGAAUUUCCAUCAUUUACAUCCUCAGUGGCGUCACAGGCAACUUGGCGAGCGCUAUAUUUAUCCCGUACAGAGCUGAGGUGGGUCCAGCCGGCUCUCAGUUCGGCAUCCUCGCCUGCCUGUUCGUAGAGCUGUUCCAGAGCUGGCAGAUCCUGACGCGACCGUGGCGUGCCUUCAUCAAGCUGCUCUGCGUGGUUCUCUUUCUUUUUGCCUUUGGCCUGUUACCGUGGAUCGACAACUUCGCCCACAUCUGUGGCUUCAUCUCAGGCUUUUUUCUAUCCUUCGCCUUCCUGCCGUACAUCAGCUUUGGGCGUGUUGACAUGUACCGCAAGCGCUGCCAGAUACUAGUGUCGCUGGCACUUUUUCUGGGAAUCUUUUCCAGUUUGGUGGUGCUUUUUUACAUCUAUCCAGUCAAGUGUGAGUGGUGUGAGCUGCUUACCUGCAUCCCUCUUACGGACAAGUUCUGUGAAAAAUAUGACCUCAAUGCUCACCUCCACUAAGGCCUUACGGAAGAAACAAAAAACAGGAAAGACGUGGAUGUUUGGGAUACUUGACAGUGCUGUUCCUAAUACUCUAGAUUUAUAUACUAGUGGCUUUGACUGACAACAAGAUAUCCAUCAUUAUGUUUUACAUGCAAUCAUUUAAGUUCUUUUUUUUUGAUAGACUUUUUUUGACAGACUAAAUCCCCUCAGUGCCUUGUAGACCAAUGCUUACUGCUGCCAUAGCUAUGCUCUGUCGUCCCUAACCGGUAAUUGUAUGCUACUACUUAUGUAGUACACGUUUGGUAGUGUUUUAGCUACCAGCUUAUUUGAAAUACACAAUACAAUGAGGAAAGAAUUUAAA